Salvelinus sp. IW2-2015 is the source of this 2783-nucleotide messenger RNA. RefSeq names its product linkage group 22 C19orf47 homolog (gene lg22h19orf47). The record is from RefSeq and is a predicted model, not a curated record. NCBI's taxonomy places the organism in Eukaryota, Metazoa, Chordata, Actinopteri, Salmoniformes, Salmonidae. Gene Ontology annotation, cellular component: nucleus.
UUACGUCACGAACGGAGCUGUCUCCUGGAUGCAGCUGUUCUUCUGUAAACAUGGCGUCCGUAACAACAGCCACCUCGGAAUGGAUCCAGUUCUUCAAAGAUGCUGGGAUACCUGCUGGUCUGGCUGUCAACUAUGCUGUGUCUUUUGUGGACAACAGGGUCCAGAAGAACAUGCUGAUGGACCUCAGUAAGGAGAUCAUGAUGGACCUGGGCAUCACUGUCAUCGGUGACAUUAUUGCCAUCCUCAAACACGCCAAACAGGUCUACCGACAGCAGUUACUCCAAUGCUGCCUCUCUCCCACCUCCCCUUCCCCUCUCCAGGACAUGUGCAAAAUGGCCACACAGGCCAUAACCUCAGGACAGUCCAGCGUUCAGACCGAACUCCGAAGAACUGCCAACACCCCCGCCACACGUAUGAUUGCCAACGCCUUAAGCCGCGACUCACCGCCAAGCACACCAGCCCAUCACCCUGACAACCGGGCAAUCUCUGUGACAGUGUCCAACAAACAGGCCAAGAGUGGCAAAGCAGUGCUGAGCCGGCCUGCUGACGAGGGGAACGGUCUGCCGGUGAAGCGUCGGCGCGUGACUGCAGAGAUGGAAGGCAAGUACAUCAUCAACAUGCCCAAAGGCACCACGGCACGCACCGCCCGAAUCCUGGCCCAGCAGGCCAAGAAAGGGAACAAGCGGAUGUCUGUGUUUGAGCGACUGGGAGCCGAGUCCAAGGCAGAUACCACCACGGGUAGCAGCAAGCCCACGGGUGUGUUCAGUCGUCUGGGCCGAGCAGACGGAGCGGAGGAGGAGCAGGGAACAGCAGGAAGGGUUGAUGUAGACGGAGUGGAAGAGGAGGAGGAGGAGGAGGAGGAUGAUAGUGACGGAGAGGGUUCGGUCCUACAGUACGCUGGCGUCCUCAAGCGACUCCCACCCUCCCAGAAGAAAGAGCCUGGGKCCCCCAAGCUGGCCCCCACCACCCUCCGCCGCCUGGGAGGGAAAUUCAAACUCCCCCCCACUGAUUCUCCCUCCUCCUCCUCCUCUUCCUCCCCCGAUGGCCUCCCCCCUGCCAAGCUCAGCGUGCUUCAGAGACUGGGCAAGCCCCCUGCCUCCCCACCGCCUGCCGACACCCAGGACAGCCRGGUGACCAGCACCAGAAAUAAGGCCCGACCAGGCCUGGCCCUGGCUAGCCCCAAGGUCACCAGCAGCACCAGGGCUGGAGGAGGGGAGAGUUUUGGGGCUCAGAUGGACGUAGGGUCAGUCAAUGUCUUUAAGAGACUAGGCAGCAGGAGGACCUAACACAUAUCAGGUCAUGUCUAGACUUAAACAGUACCUUUUUAUUAUUUGGUAUUAUUCCCCCUACGUGUUGGAGUCAUGAAAAGCAUUGUGUUAUUAUAUCCAACCGUAGAGGUUUGAGACGACCACUGCAAUCGGCCUGGGUGAAUGAACAUUUUGGAUGUUGCAUCAGGUUUUGAAAGGUAAGUUUAGUUUCUAUAGGCAUGAAUUUACCCAUCUACCUAACUACAUUUUUAAGUUGGACACAUACAGAUGAAAGAUAGCCACGCUAUGGUGCGGUAUUCACUCUCUGCAUUUUCUCCACGCUGCUGUUCCUCUCCCUCUGCCAAACAAGGAGAUUAAAACUGCUGUACCCAUCUCUAGCUUUUAGUUGUAUUGUUUUAUACUAUUGUUAUGGCAUGGCACCAACACAGUGGCCUCUUGACCUCAUAUGCCUCCAGUUGGGGAUGCCAUCCGUUACACACCCCCCCCCCCGGACGGCUAGUUAUUGUGACAUGUUGAUAACAUCACAUAAAGAGCUAACCAGGAUACCAACAGAGACCUGUUUGUGCUAACAUUCCACUCCUUGUCAUGGUAUGUAGGUUAUAUGACGCAGAGUACAAGGGGUGGAAUGUUAGCACAAAACAGGUCUGUAUUUUAGGCUUUACGGAGAGCUGCUUCUAGUGAAGCUGGCUAAGUGAUCAAAUGGAUUGUUGGAAUGCACGAUGUAACGUUAUUCACCAUAUCACGUAAGCACUCGCCUCACCUGGGCUGUGACUACCUGGUACAGUCCACUGCUAAGACUUUAAUGCUGUAACUCUGGCCCUAGACUGGACAACAGCAACUGGCAAACAGCACAUCAAUGAACCUCUCAACCCACAAGCAAGAGCAUCUCAUCACCUCCUUUUAUAUGAACUGUAUUUGUAGAAAUGUGUAAAUGCAUAUUGCUUGAUGAUGCCUACCUUUUGAAGGCUCCACCACCACAUUGAACCUCUGGUUGUGUACAGCCAUCUGCUUGAAAGCCAAGAGAUUCUGAGUUGUCUGUUCACGGAAAAGGAAGUUACCCACCCUUGACCUGGAAGUAGAUUUUAUUGUGAGGUUUUUCCCGGGGCUUAUUCAGUACGUAGAAAUGUAACGUAUAGAGCUCACAUGAUGCUUUAGUUGACUAACAAGAGAAGCAUGUUAGUUCUGCACCAUACCCUUUCUAUCUAAAUGUGUAAUGUGCUUUCCUCUAUAAGCCCCUGGUUUGUCAUAAUUCAGCAUGGUAUAGGAACUGAUAUGUAAUGUCCCCUUGAUAUUGAUACAAUACUUAGCAGGUGUUCACCCAACUCAAUGUCAUUUUGAGACUGUGUCUUUUAUUUAUUUUUUAUUAAACUUCACACCGGAACUUUGCUACACUAUCUAUAUUUUGAAAAUCAUGACAAAAAAAACGACAUCCAAGGUUUUAUCGUUUUUAAGAUGUAAUGGAACAAGUCACCCUGCCAUCAGAAAGUGAUCUUGAAGAUAAACAAGAAAAUGGCG